AGUAAUUAUCCAUCAUCACUACAAUUGUAACAAUCACUACAAUGACUUUCAAUCCGCUCAAAAAAUUCACUUCCGCGUCUUCUGAUACGAAGUCCGUUGCUGCUACCGUUGAGACUGCCUCAACCCAUACCGUUGAUAAAAAGGCUCCUAUAAGUAAGAAGUCCUCUCCUACCAAGAAGACCACUUCUGAAGGGAAAGGAAAUUAUAGGGCUGCUGCUGAGUACUUGGCCUUAAGAUAGAUAGCUACUUCUGUGUUAAAAAUCAGCUGCUGCAUGUUUGUUCUUAGAUAGAAAAGGUGCUUCUGUGUUGCUACCUUGUGCAUCAAUGAUAUACGAAUAAUUAAUUUUUUUUGAAAUCCA
Messenger RNA from Suhomyces tanzawaensis NRRL Y-17324, 359 nucleotides. RefSeq lists its product as uncharacterized. The record is from RefSeq and is a predicted model, not a curated record. The annotation marks the transcript as partial. NCBI's taxonomy places the organism in Eukaryota, Fungi, Ascomycota, Pichiomycetes, Serinales, Debaryomycetaceae. The transcript has a single exon.